AUGUCAUUACCUAAGAAAGUUAUUUUUCUUUCAUUUAUAUUUUUUUUGGUUUAUCUUGUAAAAAUAAACAAUGGAGAGGAAGAUGGUAGAUUUACAAAUAUUUUUGAAGAUUAUGAAGUUUGUAGGGAAGCAAUGGGUUUUGGUAAAACUAAAUUUGUCUGUGAUCCAGAUCAUUCAUUAAAAUUAGAUACUAUUGCUAAACUUGAGGCACUUUUAAGAGAAUUACAGUUAAAUGUAAAAUGUCCUUGUGCACUUGGAUGUUCAUCUCGUGGGCAAUUGGGAAGUGAUAAAUUUAUUGGUUUAUUACAAGUUACUACACAUGACAAAAUUAAUAGAACUGGAAAAGUAUUUAAAGAAGCUGCAAAAGAAAUAUUUGAUAAGGAAAUGUUAGGAAAUAAUGAAUGUGACAAUGGCAUUGUUAUUCUUUUUACAAGAGAUAACAAUCAAUUAGCUGUCUAUAGUGGAGAAGGUAAAUUUACAGUUUUAAAUCAAUCGGAUUUGAAUAAAAUUCAUGAUUUUGCCACAAAAGGUGUCCUCCCUGAACAUGGUAUUGCUCUUCAAGCAGUUCUUCAAUCCAUGAAUAUUGCCAAUGGAAAUGAUGUAGAAGAAGUAAAAAAAUCAGAAAAUACUCCUAUGAUUAUUGGAUUUUUAAUUGCACUUCUUUUAUUUUUUAUAAUAUUAGCACUUCUACUAUCAUUAUGCCUUUCUAAAACAUGUUGUUGUUUUACUGAUAAGCAUAAAGAAAGAAAAGGAGAGUAUACUGUUAAUCCAGACCAUUCAAAUAUAAUAAGAUCUCCUGAACCAGUAUAUGUUGUCCCACCAACAGAAUAUCAUAUGUCACAAAUUCAUGAAGAUGCCAUUUAUUCUUCACCAUAUGCUAUUCCACCAAUUUAUACAAUAUCUAGGCCAACUACACCAUCAUCAAUUCAUUUAAAUAAAAUUAAACCAAUACCUAUAUAUGGUGAUAUAAAUACAUUAGGAAAAAAUGUAUCACCUUUAAAAAGUUCUCUUUCUCCAAUGUCUCCAAGUAAAAAUACUAAAACAACCAUUUCUGAUGAUGGUUCCAGUUCAACACUACCAAUUGUAAAUGAUCAUCCACAUGAUGGUACGUAUCAAUUUUUAGAUCCAAGAAGAAGUAUGGAAAUUCAGACAAAAGAAGAUUUUAUAGAAUGA
Messenger RNA from Strongyloides ratti, 1173 nucleotides. Its product is annotated as TPM domain-containing protein. The coding region runs from base 1 to 1173 and encodes 390 amino acids. The transcript has 3 exons. Gene Ontology annotation, cellular component: acetylcholine-gated channel complex. The record is from RefSeq and is a predicted model, not a curated record. NCBI's taxonomy places the organism in Eukaryota, Metazoa, Nematoda, Chromadorea, Rhabditida, Strongyloididae.